AUAUAUAUUACCGCAAUGACGUAUUUCUUCUAGAAAUAAAUUUUAAAUGAACAAACUUCGUCGGCUUUGUUUGUGUUAUGUAAAACGUUACCUGUUUACGUUCAUCUUUUUUAAUAAAUUUUCAAUGCAUUCUCAAUAUUUUAUAUAUCACUAUAUAUUAUACGACGAUCAUAAAUAAAUAUAUUAGAUAAAUGCGUGUGAUUAUAAAGAAAAAAGAAAAAAAAAAUUGGAGAAAAGCAUAACUAGGAGAAUCAAAAGAACGAUGAAUGAAAUAGCGCGCGUACUUUUUUAUUGAAUGAACUUAUGCAUGCUGUGUGUCACGUGACUCAGCACGCGUUGCUUGGCAACGCGAUCCAUUUGUACGAUUCGUACAGUCGCAUGGCCGCGAGUCAGUUUGUCAGUUAUUUGAAUCACAAGAGAUAGUUGGUAGCUUAAAUUGUGGUUGAUAAGUUUUUGUCGUUCUUCUAUGUGAUAAUCGUACAAAUUAUGUUAUUCUUUCGUAGCUGAAAAACAUGUGCAAUUGAAUGAACAUUAAAAGGCAUAGAGUCCUUUUCACGUAGAAAUCGAAGAGGUUAAGGGAACCUAACCUGGAACAUUUUGUUUUGCUCUCUAUAUUUGUAUUUUAAUAUUUGUUAUUCCAAUAAAAUGACAGAUAUUGCAUGUUUCUUACGUUCGAAAAAAUCAGUGAUAUUGAAGUAAGGAAAAGACAAUAAUAUUACGGUGGUUUAUAUAGCUUUCUUGUCAUUAUUUGGCACGGUCGUGUACCGUGUUGAUUGAUAAAAGGUAAAUAUAACCUGCUGGUGAUACCAAAUACACAAUGAGUAAAUACAGAAAAAAGGAAUCCUCGAGCGAGGACAGUGAUAGUGAGGAGGAAAGACGUAAGAAAGAUAUUAAAGAAAGAGAUGAGUUUGCUAAUCGACUCAAAGCAAAGGAUGAAAGUAAAAUACGAAAGGUGGCUAUGCCAGCCGGUUCAGGAGCAGCAGCUGAGGCUGCCAAGAGACUCAAAAUUAUGGAAACAGAUAUGCGAGAGAAACUGGUGCCCAAACUGCGUGUUGAGUCUCGUAGGAAAUACUUGGAGAAACGCAAAGAGGAUAAGGUGGCUGAAUUGGAAGCUGAUAUAAUCGACGAUGAAUAUCUGUUUGAGGAGGAAAUAUUAACAGAACGGGAAAGGAAAGAGCGGGAGCAUAAAAAGCAGUUGCUUCAGUUAGCCAAAGAACAUGAGAAAGCCAGAGAACUUGAAAGGUUGCAACGUUACUAUAUGCCUUUGGAAAAGGGAAAAGUGGCACCAGAAUUAGAAGUUCCAGAUAACGAACCGCCACAAUCCGAGCAAAGCAAAUGGGAAUCUGAUCAGAUGUCUUCUGCUGUGUUUCGAUUUGGCGCAAAAGACAGAAAAGCACAACAGGACUACGAUCUUCUGCUGGAAGAUGAAGUGGAGUUCGUUCAAGCGUUACGUAUGCCUGGCAGUGAGAAGAACAGGAAACGCGAGGAUAGUCCUCCUCCGCAAGUAAAGGCGUUACAGACUAUACAGGAGACAAAAAGGAGUUUACCGAUCUAUCCCUUUAGAAAUGAUCUCAUUCAGGCUAUCAAAGACCAUCAGGUACUGAUAAUCGAGGGAGAAACGGGUUCAGGGAAAACUACGCAAAUUCCUCAAUACCUAUACGAAGCUGGAUUCGCGGAGAAUAAUAAAAUUAUUGGCUGUACGCAACCAAGAAGGGUAGCUGCCAUGUCUGUUGCUGCGAGAGUUGCUCACGAAAUGGCUGUUAAAUUGGGUAAUGAAGUGGGUUACGCGAUUCGUUUUGAGGAUUGCACCUCUCAUCGUACUCGUAUCAAAUACAUGACCGACGGUACCCUGCACCGUGAAUUUCUCAGCGAACCAGAUUUGGCUUCUUACAGUGUUAUGAUCAUCGACGAAGCACACGAGCGUACCUUGCACACGGAUAUCUUGUUUGGUUUAGUAAAGGAUAUAACAAGAUUUCGAACAGAUCUAAAACUCCUAAUUUCGUCCGCCACGUUAGACGCUACGAAAUUUAGCGAAUUUUUCGACGAUGCACCGAUAUUUCGGAUACCUGGUCGCCGGUUUCCCGUUGAUAUUUAUUAUACCAAAGCACCAGAAGCGGAUUACAUCGACGCCUGCGUAGUCUCCAUUCUUCAAAUACACGCCACUCAGCCACCUGGCGAUGUACUAGUGUUCCUAACAGGUCAAGACGAGAUAGAAACAUGUCAGGAAAUGUUGCAAGAAAGAGUAAGGCGACUAGGUUCGAAAUUAGGAGAACUGUUAAUUCUACCCGUAUAUGCUAAUCUUCCAAGCGAUAUGCAAGCAAAAAUAUUUCAACCCACUCCGCUUGGAGCCAGAAAAGUAGUUCUUGCUACGAACAUAGCAGAAACAUCAUUAACGAUAGACAACAUAGUGUACGUGAUAGACCCUGGAUUCGCGAAACAGAACAAUUUUAAUUCCCGAACAGGUAUGGAAAGUUUAAUGGUCGUGCCAAUUAGCAAAGCUUCUGCGAAUCAGAGAGCAGGCAGAGCUGGAAGAGUAGCUCCAGGAAAGUGUUUUCGACUGUACACAGCUUGGGCUUACCAACAUGAACUCGAAGACAAUACCGUGCCUGAAAUUCAGAGGAUUAAUCUAGGAAAUGCCGUGCUGACCCUGAAAGCUCUGGGAAUAAACGAUUUAGUCCAUUUCGACUUCCUGGAUCCUCCGCCGCACGAAACGUUGGUCUUAGCUUUAGAACAGCUAUACGCGUUGGGAGCUUUAAAUCAUCGCGGAGAAUUAACGAAACUGGGUCGAAGAAUGGCUGAAUUUCCGCUGGAUCCUAUGAUGGCGAAGAUGUUGCUGGCUAGCGAACAAUAUCGCUGCUCGGAGGAAGUAGCCACGAUAGCUGCCAUGUUAUCUGUGAACGGAGCCAUAUUCUACAGGCCUAAAGACAAGAUUAUUCACGCAGACACGGCUCGAAAGAAUUUCCAUGUGCCUGGUGGCGAUCAUUUGACUUUAUUGAACGUGUACAAUCAGUGGCAGCAAAGUGAUUUUAGUACUCAUUGGUGUUACGAGAAUUUCAUUCAACAUCGAUCAAUGAAAAGGGCUAGAGAUGUUAGGGAGCAAUUAGUCGGAUUGAUGCAGCGAGUCGAGAUGGAACUUGUGUCGGGUAUCACGGAAACGCUGAAUAUCAGGAAGGCUAUCACAGCAGGAUAUUUCUAUCACGUGGCAAGAUUGUCAAAAGGGGGUCACUAUAAAACAGCAAAACAUAAUCAGACGGUUUCCAUUCACCCUAAUAGCUCGUUGUUUCAAGAGCUGCCGCGUUGGUUACUUUAUCAUGAGUUGGUUUUCACUACAAAGGAAUUUAUGAGACAAGUGACAGAGAUCGAAAGCAAGUGGCUUUUGGAGGUAGCACCUCAUUAUUACAAACCAAAAGAACUGGAAGAUUCUACGAAUAAAAAAAUGCCGAAAGUUGCGGGACGAUCGCACCCAGACGGAACCUACUAAUGGUCCUAAUAAUUAAAUAACCAUGAAUCUUUUCAUUUGUAUAAAAAAAAGAACUGUACAAACAGCUCCGACUUUUGAAUGCAAUUUUUUAUAAUAUAGAAAGUAACAAGCCUAGCCACAGUGUACUAUACAAGCGUUUGUAACUAAUAAAUCGUACUAUUUAUGUUACUCUAUUGUAAAUGCAUUUUAUUUUAAUAAAAAUUUACACUAAAUAUAAACCAUCUCUUCCAUUUCUGUACUCCACACCCCAAGGUAAGUAAGUAGAAAUUAAUGGACAAUAUUAUAACAUACAAAUUGCGAACAAAAUCGAGAAUCGUUUAUAAAGGUAAUUAAAGAAAAUAGCAAGAAUGCAGAAAGGAAGGUAAGUAAGGAAAACAAGGUAAGCAAAUUUAGCCAUUUCCUUACACAUCAUAUCCUCCUGAUGCACAUCCACAAUUUUGGGACAAAAAUCUUUGCCUGAAACCUUAGUUACCUUUCUUAAUCUACUUGUUUUAGAGAUUUCCAGAAUUGCAGAAAUUUUGUACUUAUGUUUUUAAACUUUUCACUUAUUCGCUACAUACUUAUCUUAGAGGAUAAGAUGUGAAACAAUGGCACAAAAUUAUUAUGUUUUUCAAUUUAUUUAAAUUUAUCUAUGAAUUCAUUUAUAUUACAAAGCACAGAACAAAUACUAUUUUUGUAACAGGAAUGCUUUUGCAUUUCUAUUUUCAUGGAGUAUGAAUCAUUCUUCGUUUGGCUACAGGUGUAAGAAAAUUUAAGCAUUGAUUCGUAAAGCUAAAGUAAGAAUUUUCUGAAAUAAGUUUUCUCAAAGUGUCUCCAGCUUUCUUCAUUUGAUAUCAUUUUUAUUAUUCAUUUGUCGUAAGUUAGAGUUUCUUCAAAAUAAACGAAUCGAUUUCGUACAAACGAUGUUGUGCUUGUGUACAAUAAAUGAUAAAAGACUCGAGUUCUAAGAUAAGCGGUUAUCCGAAGAAAUUCAUAAAAAUGUAACUUCGCAAAUGGCACUGUAACACACGAUAGACAUUACGAUAAUGAUACGGUGCGUGCAUACCAAGGUAGGCGAAUGUGGACAAUAUCUUUCUUGUGAAAAGAAAGCUUUCUAUAGAUACCAUUCUGUAAAGAUAUAGCUAAUCCUAUAGUGGCCAGUGUUUUAUGAAAUUUCUCUGAGAUCUUUAUCUACGCGAUUAUACAGUAUCUUUUGUAUUUAAAAAUCGAAGAGUAAAUAAAUAGCCAAUUGCGUUUUGGUUGGAAUUUUUUUUUUUUUUGUUAAUCGACGAAAUAGUAA
This is a messenger RNA of Bombus pyrosoma, 4760 nucleotides long. RefSeq names its product pre-mRNA-splicing factor ATP-dependent RNA helicase DHX16 (gene l(2)37Cb). The record is from RefSeq and is a predicted model, not a curated record. Gene Ontology annotation, cellular component: intracellular anatomical structure; catalytic step 2 spliceosome. Gene Ontology annotation, molecular function: ATP binding; RNA binding. Lineage: Eukaryota; Metazoa; Arthropoda; Insecta; Hymenoptera; Apidae. Bases 818 to 3481 code for a protein of 887 amino acids. The transcript has 11 exons.